UUAUUUGGAUUCCCACGAUCGACACGAGGGUGAAAUAAUGCAUCAAAACACGACAUGACGGUUUAUUUAUAUUCAUGGGGAGCAAACAGUUAUGGACAGUUAGGACUUGGAACUCGAGAUGACCAGCUGCUUCCUCAGAGAGUCCCCCUCCCUGACCUCUAUGAUGCCUCUCCCCCACUGACGCUGGUUAACAGGAUUCGGUCAGUCACAGGCGGGGGCGGUCAUUCCAUUAUAGUAAAGGAUGAUGGUAGUCUCUUUGUCUGUGGCUCUAACUGUAAAGGUCAGCUUGGAUUGAAUCACUGUAAUGACGUGCCAAGUUUCACCAAAGUUGAUUUAGCAGAGGCGGUUCAGAAGGUGUCAGCUGGCUGGGACUUCACAGUAAUUCUUACAGAAAAAGGAGACAUUUUUGUAUGUGGCUCAAAUGAGUUUGGACAGCUGGGUUUUCACCCAGGGAGACUUCCUCAAACCUUAACACCUAUGAAAGUGCCACUACCAGAAAACUAUUGGAAAAUAAUUGAUAUUGCUGCAGGUUUGAGACACACAUCAGUUUUGACAGCUGAAGGAAAAGUCUACAGUUGGGGGAUCAAAAGAAAAAUCAAGGAUGAAGAUCUACUGAAUGAAGCAGUGAAGAAAUCCAUAGAGAUACCAGUACUAGGAAAAGAGAUGCCUGUUGGAGACAAGAUUGUGAAGCUGUGUGCUGGUUCAUUUCAUACCUUAGUUCUCACAGAAAACGGGAAUCUGUUGAUUUUUGGAACUUUGAAAUAUGGAACAUCCACACAGGAGAGUUUGUCCAAAGGGGAUUCCAUACAAAUAGCUUCCAUUCCCAACUCUCUAUUUGAUAGUCCCAUAAUAAAAAUUGCAAGUGGUUGGACACAUUGUCUAGUAGAAUCAGCAAGUGGAAAAGUAUAUUCCUGGGGCAGAGGAAAUUAUGGUCAGCUUGGUCGAUCAUGUGACCACUCACAUGACAGUAAACCACAACAAAUACAAGAGUUACAUGGAAUAAAGUCACUAGAAUGUGGUUCUGAGCAUAGCUUAGUCACAACAGUUGAUGGGAGAUUGCUUGCUUGGGGUUGGAAUGAACAUGGGAUGUGUGCCACGGGAAAUGAGGACAACGUACAGACCCCCACAGCAGUUAAAGCCCUGUCUGAUUUCUUGUGUCUGGACUGUGGAUCUGGUGCUGGUCACUGUUUUGCCCUGUGUAAAGAUAAAACUUGAUCCAGAAUCUUCACUGAAAUGCCUUUGUAAUAAAUGUAACACAAUAUUGUAUAGGGUAUAAAUUAUUGUCUGUGUCCUUGU
Molecule: messenger RNA, 1296 nt
Organism: Saccostrea cuccullata (small rock oyster)
Lineage: Eukaryota; Metazoa; Mollusca; Bivalvia; Ostreida; Ostreidae
Product: secretion-regulating guanine nucleotide exchange factor-like
Exons: 10
Coding region: 55-1215 (386 amino acids)
Biological process (GO): protein ubiquitination
Cellular component (GO): cytoplasm; membrane
Molecular function (GO): ubiquitin protein ligase activity
Source: RefSeq, a predicted model, not a curated record